GUUGACGCCCAUGAAGUUCACAAACAGUUCCGUCAAAGAUGGCGUCCCAGCGUCGGCAGCUGAUGCAAAGCGUAAGACAAAAAUAAUUUCUCAUUUUUGUAGACGUGCUUAUUGAUAACCAACUCCAGUCACAUUUUGUGUUCGAAUAAAGUAAUAUAGCUCACCAAAAGACAAUUGAAACAACUAGUUCACGAACCCCGUGGGGGUGCGCGGCAAGCAACAGCAUCUGCCGCUAGCUAAGCUAGCCUAACGUGGCUAAAAACAUUGCUAUCUUAGCCAGCUAGAAAACUAACUAAGUUUGUGUUCUUUACUUGACAAUUUAUAUGUAUUUAGCUAGCUACUAUUUAAGGGGCGUGUCUCUUAGCCACAGGGGUCAGUUGAGUUAUAUCCAAAUCCAGUGGCGGCUCCUGAAAAAAUACUCAGGGGGGGGGCAAUUUUUCUGAUGAUUUAGGUGACCUACACACAUUUUAAAAAAGAUAUGUCCAGCAACAACAUGAAGACAGGGGCAGCAUAUAAGUCAAUACUAGAAGCAAAGAGACAAUCGAGUUGCACUGAACGCUAGCCAUCUUGACAGUAGUACGUGAAUUGAUUGACGCUGCUACCCGCUCUUUUCUUAGUUACGUUCAUGGUUAUGUUACGUAUGACGAAAGCGCGUAAGUGCAAGCCCUCCCGGAACCCAUAGAGAUUGUAUUGAAAGCUCUGAUAUUUGAAAAAAAAAGAUUUUACAUGAGAGUCUAUGAGAGACUUCUGGGGCGAUUUUCAACCUGACUGAAAUCGCCCCAAAAGGGGCGGGGCCAUUUGAAGCACGACUUUAGCCUGAUUGGACAUUUAGUGGCAGAUCAGACGUCUAGAUUAGAACACUGAUAACUACUGUUGCCGUGAUAUAAUUGAUUAGAAAAAAAGCCCUUCCUUUUCCCGUUUGGCAGUGCGUCGCCCAUAUCGCCCUAAUGAACACACCGCCCCUGUCCAAAUCAUUGGUUCUAUCUAGCUAGCCAAUGGUAGUGAAGAAAGGGAAAUUUUCUGAACACACUUGACUUGUUCGUUUCCUGUUAAUAUUACACUGUUUGAGGCCAAGUUUUUAUGUGAAUAUUGUACAGUUUCUAUGGUCGUCAAAGCCUAAACUGAACCAGAAGUAUGAAUCUGUGUUUUCCCACAGCAUCAGAACAGUAUGAUAUGGGUCUCAAAUCUAGUAGGAAACAAUUAGCAGGCCAAGUAGCAGGACAAUUUCAAUGGUCGUCAGAAAAGUCUGAACACUAAAACCAUAGAAUUAGGUUACAUAAGUAGGAUCUCUAUGACUAACACACUAGCUAAUGUCAUUGUUCAAUCUCCACCAUGGUAGCAUCAGAGCUGGACAGAUGACCUGCCCCUGUGUCAGAUGUGUGGGGUGGGCACGGCCCCCAACUGUACCUAUGGACCCGACGGAAAGGACACCCAGAGCCACCCCAACGAGGACGGACACUUCAGGUUCAGGUAACUGAGACACCUGAGCCUGAUUCACACUUUAAGGCCAAACCCAGCUGUACUGUCCUGGCCUGGUUACACAUCCACCAUAGCUAUGGGAACCAUGCUGGAAAAAACAUAUUCAAGCCAGCAUAGUAUGGUUUGGUUUGGCAGUCUGAAAAAGGGUGCUGGAGCCAUAGAUGUAUCCCUGUAUACCAGCGUUGCUGGUGGUACUGGAGCCAAUUGCUUGGUUCAUAGAACCAGGGUUACAUCAGUAACCUCUGUUCGCCAACAGAUGUGGUUGUAAUAAACAGAGCGGUUUCUAUUUUCUUCCUACAAAUGUGGCUCUAUCUUUUGAACAGUUUAUGAGCACAUUACUGAAAGAUAAGACUCUCAGAAACAUGUAUGUGUCUUCUGUUUCCCUCUGCAAUGCCCACAAGUCUCAUUUAGAACAUAGUGGACAAGACAAGACGCUACAUCAAGGGAGGGGGGCAGUAACUAGGCCCUAUCGUUCUACACAGAAGUUCAUACAAAAUUAUUGCCUGAUGAUCUUCUGAACUUCCCAAUACCUUUUUGAUGCAUUUCAGUCACUUCAAACUAGGGCUAGAACUUUAGUAUCAUGGCAAGUACACAAAACAUGAAGCGGAUUUAACUUCUUUAGGAAAACAGCCCUUAUGUCGGAAACAAACAAUAUUUAUUGACAUCCAGAGUCACAUGUAUUUAUUUCCCAAGCUAUAGCACACAAUAUUUUACAUACAGCAGGUUUUUAAAGGACCGGAGAGUCAAGUCUGCUUUGUGUUUUCAUUUUUGUCAUUGAAACAAUAUCGCAAUACUGGUAUCGUCUCGGCCCUACUUCAAACCAUUCUUCCUUCAUAUUGAUAUACUGUCAAAAGUACUGUCAGACUGAUUUGUAAUAGACUGUCAUAGCCCCAAUUAAAAAAGUAAACAUUGGCCGUUGUUGAUUACAUCACAUGUUUUACAUGGUGGGGUCUAGACAUUUUUUUAAAUAUCAAAAUGGGGUCGUGGGGCAAAAAAGGGGAACCCCUGCUUACAUACUCACACUGACCAAGGCUUGUGAUCUGUGCAGAUAACACAGCCAGUAAGAGUUCUAGGAAUAUUGUCCAAUCAGACAUAAAGAGUUGUCUUCUGUCUAAUCAGAGGUGAGGAUGGCUGUUUUCUGUACAGGGUUAGAGUGUCCAGCUUUGUGUCUCAAUGUGUGAGUUCGUUUUGCGUGCCCCGGUGGGUGGAGAUUAGGACCAAUGGAAUGGUCUGAAAUAAGCAAACUCCGCCCACACAGGGAACCGGGCCAUGCAAAACAAACUCGACCAGUGUCUCACAACAGACCAAUCAAAUAUAAGAGUUGUUCUUGUUUUGACCAAUCAGAUAAAGAGUUGGUUCUUUCUGUCCAAUCAGAGGUGAGGAGGGCUGUUCCCUGUACGGAGUGUUUAAUGGGUUUGAUGGGAGCAGAGUGUCCAGCUUCGUCUCUCAGUGUCUGACAGCAGAACUGCUUCUGGGACAGCUCAACUCUACACACACUGACGCUGAUGUCCGCAGAAUUCUCUCACAGGUAGGCGCGCGUGUGUGUGAUAUCCACUGUUAUGUCUUUGAAUCAGCGUGUCUGCCUGCCUGUCCGUCUGUCUGUCUGUCUGCUCUAGGUAGUACGCAGUCAAAGAAGCAUCAUAUCAUAAGAAAAGCUAUUUGAAUGUUUAUACCAUUGGUUCUGUUGUUUUAUCCUAAGGCCUUCGACGUUGUAGAGAAGAGUUACUUUGAGACAAUCGGUGACGCUCUGGCAGAAAAGGCUAAUAUACAAUCUCAGCUACCUGAGGUAAGCAUGGCACUCUGUCACUCACUCUCACAGUGCAGACUUGUGACUUAUUAUAGCGUGUUAAGUUUUGUACUACUGUUUGAUUCCCAGGAGAUUGAACUUAGAUUUAGGAACUUUUUGCACCGUUGAUUUCCAUGGCAACCACAGUUCAUAUUAGAAUGUACUCAUUGGGAAUCAAUAUAGUCUCAUUAGCCGUUGAAUCGAUCUUAACUAACCUUCCUAAAUCUCUUUCUCUCUCCUAUUCCCAUCUUCUACUUUUUUUGCCCACCCUCAUCCCUCUCCCUCCCCAACCCCUCCCUCCCUCCCUCCACCAGGGUGUAUCAUUCCACCAGCUGUCCCCCCAGAGUCAGAAGCUUUCUGAGCGGCUGAAGGAGCUGGAGCAGGAGGUGUCUGGUGGAGCUACGGCUGUGGUGGCUCUGAUACACAAUAACAAGCUCUACAUCGCCAACGUGGGUACGUACUGUUGUUCAACACACACACACACACACACACACACACACACAUACAACAACACGCACAGACACAGGAUGCUCACAUACACAUCCAGGGGCACAGCCUUGCAUGAACACAACCAAAGCCACGUAAACACACAGGCACAAUUACAUAGUCAAGCCAGCAUAGUAUGGUUUGGUUUGGCAGUCUGAAAAAGGGUACUGGAGCCAUAGAUGGAUCCCUGUAUACCAGCGUUGCUGGUGGUACUGGAGCCAACACCUCCUAGUCCUCACUGACCUUUUACACACACGUUAAAAUGAUAUUUACUGCUCUGAUUCAAAACACAUGUUAGAAAUUAUAUUCAGAACGUCAACGGGCUUUGUUCCAGCCUUUCUGCCCUGUAACAAUUUUCUUAGUCAACAUCUGUGUGUGUGUGUGUGUGUGUGUGUGUGUGUGUGCGUGCCCAUGUGUUUCUACUGUCUACAUCUGUGUGUGAGACCCCCCUCCCCCCGAACCAGAGAGUGGAAAAACAUCUAAAUAUAUUAUUUGAAAAAAUCCAAAAGCCAGACCACUCUGGUAGGAAAUUAGAAUUCUAGCCGAGAGCCAGAAAGAGAUUUCUGAAAUGAACACACACACAUUCCUGAGGGUUUCACCGUGGGUUGAUAUAACAACCAGACCCAUUCUCGUAAUCAUUUCUCAUUAGGUCAUUACAAUAGGCCUUAAACCAUCUGUCUGGCUAUUCCAUACAGACGUGUGUGUGUCAGUCAUUGGGUCAUAGAAAAGAAACUCAACUGGUGAUGUAAAUCCUCCAUAAUUGUAAAGGAUCUUUUAAAGCUACGUUUUGGUCUCAACAAUUCCAGACUUGCCAUUUGGGGUCCUUUUUUCACCCCAUGGUUAGCCGUCUCUCUGCCUGUCUCAAAUUGGGAUUUGGGGGCCAAAUAAAAGGUAAAGAAAGCAGGGGGAGGAGUGAAGGGGAAAAAGACCCUUGGGUGUUUGAAGGGUGGAAUAAGGACAGAAAAUGAUUUAUUUAGGGGGGGGGGGACUAAAGGCUGUUCAUUACGGGGGAGGGGUGGAGAGGGGAAAAGAAGGAGACUGUUCAGUCUAUCUCACCAGCUUUGUACGCGUCAGGGGUCAAAGUGGAGAGGUGACCUUGGCAAUGAAACGGAACCUUUAUGGGAGAAAAGUGUUUCCAGCUGUGGAGAGUCACCUGACUCAUUCCAUAGUGUGUGUGUGUGUGUGUGAAUCCUAUCGGCUUGUUAGGUUGUAUUUCUGCUGAGAUGUGAUAGAUAGGGUGUAGAGGUUGUUGCAAUGCCAUGGUCAGGAACACAAGACGUUAACAACAUCUCCUCUACCAUUAUGCUAACCAAGCUAAUACCCACCAGCAUAAAAACCCAAGAGAUCUUGAUUAGUUUAUUUGAUUCUAAUCAACCGGUCUUAAAACCAGAAAGACCAAUUAAUAGACAAUUACAGCCAUUUAAUUCAUUAAUUAAUUCACAUUUUAGUCUUAUCCAGAGCGACUUACAAGAGCAAUUAGGGUUAAGUGCCUUGCUCAAGGGCACAUUUACAGGUUUUUCACCUAGUUGGCUCGGGGAUUCAAACCAGCAACCUUUCGGUUACUGGUCCAAUGCUCUUAACCGCUAGGCUACCUGCCACCAAUGAAGUAAUUCAUAAGUGAGGUCUCCAUUACAGUGACUGUUUCAGACUGGUUUCAAUGUCAGGGAUCUUAGUGAUAAGGUUGUUGGGGUCAGCUGUACUUGCAGCCACUGCAGCCUUUUAAUCAAUCAAUGUACCAAUAAUCAACAAAAUGAAAUGAAAUGGUAUUAUUCUACAAUACUGGAUUAUGUUCUGUUUCUGGUCCAGGUACCAACCAGACUCUCUUACUGUAUUUAAUUUUUAUGGGUGGUUGUGUUGUGGUCCAGGUACCAACCAGACUGUUUGUAUUGUGGUCUAAUGGUUGUGUUGUGUUCAGGUACCAACCGGGCCCUGCUGUGUAAGUCGACCAGCGACGGUCAGAACCAGGUGAUCCAGAUCGGACGACCUCACACCACAGAGAACGAGGACGAGCUGCAGAGACUGGCUGGGCUGGGUGAGUUACACACACACACAUACACACACAGGUCGUGUUCCCCUGCUCAGAUGUUGCUGACGCAUGCCAGGUCUUACAUUGCCUGGAUAGGUAUUUUACGUAUCAGCUAACCAUAUCAUAUGUUAUAGCAGGGAUCAUCAACUAGAUUCAGCCGUGGGCCAAUUUUUUCUUGAGCGGAUGGUCGGGGGGCUGGAACAUAAUAAAUAAUAUAUAUUUUUAGACUGCAAAUUGACCGCAAGAAGCCUAAACAGAUAUAGUAUCUGACUAAAACAUAAUCAUUUCAAACCUUGAUUACAUUUGGGAACAUUGUCCUGCGUAGGGUGCCGUCUUUCCAAUGGGACGUUAAAACUGGUGUCCUGACUGUCUGUGCGUGGGAAUUUGCAAACAGAUUUACAAAAUUAAAAUCAAUUGGAGCUGAUUUCCUGGUGUUUUUACAGUCUUACAAACAUACACUCCACCUCUCCCCUACCUCUCUCUCUUUCUUUCUGUUCUCUCGCUCUCAGCCUCUCUCUCACCCCAGGGAUAAUGAUUAAAUAGCUUGUGUAAUUCAUUUAAUUAUUAAAGGUAGACUCAGCGAAAUGACAUUGCCACGAGCAGCAGCGCAGAUAUUGCGAUGCGCUAGAUGAAAGACAUGGCUCUCACACGGUCACACACAGUGUCUGUGCAUGGGUUCACUUCAUGCUGUUACAGCCUGGAAGCUACGGGACUAAAACAGCUGAGGAGUUGAGCCUUGCGCUUCAACGCUCUUAGUUGUUGUGGAAAUUGACCCACCAUGCUCUUUUACUUUGUGCACCUACGUCAUAUCUCUGAGUCUGCCUUUAAAAUGGAAUGGGGGUCAAUUAAUUGGAAAACACAAACCCUGGUUGAAGGUGACCUCUUCUCCUUCCCCUCUCCUCCCUUCUCUUCUCUUCCCCUCCCUCUCUUACUUUCAUCACCUCCACCUAUCUCUCCCAUCUCUGCUUCAUUCGUCCUUUACAUCUGCUCUCCUCAUCUCAUUCCUUUCUUUCUGUUUCCUUGUUCCCUCUUUCACUCCCCUUCACCUCUUCUCCUCUUCUCCACCUCAUCCCCUCCUCCCACCCUGUCUUUUCCCCCAUCUCAUCCUCCACUCCCCUUCACCUCUCCUCCGCUCUCCUCUUCUCCACCUGAUCCCACUUUUCCCCUCAUCUUCUCCUUCCCCCUCCUCUCCUCCCUCCAUCUCCCAGGUCUUGAUGUGUCUGGUCUUCGUCAGGCUGGUCUGAUAGCUGGUCAGAGCAGCACCAGGAGGAUUGGAGACUACAGGGUUAAAUAUAACUACACAGAUAUAGAUCUGUUGAGGUAGGCGUACACAGACACACUAACGCGUGUACAUGCAUUUAAACACACAUACACACACACACACACACACACACACACACACAAAGGCUCAGAACUUCAAUUUCCUGCUGUCCUCUGUAGCUGAGCCAAAAGGAUGAAAAUAAGGCUGGAUCUUUGAAUAGGAUUAAACUCAUCCACAGAAAAAUGCACUUAAUUGAGUUUCCCAUUGGAUUUCUUCAGUGCUGUAUAGCGGUAGGUAGACUGAGUACGAGAUUUCAAGUGGAAAAACGCUCCACUUUCAUAUUUGUAUUUAUUAAGGAUCCCCAUUAGCUGCUGCCAAGGCAGAAGCUACUCUUCCUGGGGUCCAGCAACAUUAAGGCAGUUAUAUACAGUUGGAAAUAUUACAUGACGUUACAUUUCAUAACACUUUACCCUAUACAUUUAGUUUGUUCCCUCAGGCCACUAUCACAUAUUUACAAUACAACAUCCAUGUGUACGUGUGUGUAGAGUGUGUGUCUUAUCAGGUGUAUGUGUGCCUGUGUGUGUGUCUUCACAGUCUCCGCUGUUCCAUAAGGUGUAUUUUUAUCUGUUUUUUAAAUCUGAUUCUACUGCUUGCAUCAGUUACCUGAUGUGGAAUAGUGUUCCAUGUUGCCAUGGCUCUAUGUAGUACUGUGCGCCUCCCAUAAUCUGUUCUUGACUUGGGGAUUGUGAAGAGACCUUUAGUGGUAUGUCUUGUGGGGUAUGCAUGGGUGUCCGAGCUGUGUGCUAGUAGUUUAAACAGACACCUCGGUGCAUUCAGCAUGUCAACACUUCUUACAAAAACAAGUAAUGAUGAAGUCAAUCUCUCCUCCACAAUGGGCCAUGAGAGAUUUACAUGCAUUUUAUUAAUGUUAGCUCUCUUUGUGGCACCUGACUACACGACUUAACAGUAGUCCAGGUGCGACAUAACUAGAGCCUGUAGGACCUGCCAUGUUGAUAGUGUUGUUAAAAAGGCAGAGUAGCGCUUUUUAUUGACAGACUUCUCCCAAUCUUAGCUACUGUUGUAUCAAUAUGUUUUGACCAUGACAAGUUUACAAUCCAGAGUUACUCCAAGCAGUUUAGUCACCUCAACUUGCUCAAUCCCACAUGAUGUAUUACAAGAUUUAGUUGAGGUUUAUGGUUUAGUGAAUGAUUUGUCCCAAAUACAAUGCUUUUAGUUUUUGAAAUAUUUAGGACUAACUUAUUCCUUGCCACCCAUUCUGAAACUAACUGCAGCUCUUUGUUAAGUGUUGCAGUGAUUUCACUCGCUGUAGUAGCUGACGUGAAUAGUGUUGAGUCAUCUGCAUACAUAGCCACACUGGCUUUACUCAAGGCCAGUGGCAUGUCUUUAGUAAAGAUUGAAAAAAGUAAGGGGCCUAGACAGCUGCCCUGGGGAAUUCCUGAUUCUACCUGGAUUAUGUUGGAUAGGCUUCCAUUAAAGAACACCCUCUGUGUUCUGUUAGACAGGUAACUCUUUAUCCACAAUAUAGCAGGGGGUGUAAAGCCAUAACACAUACGUUUUCCAUCAGCAGACUAUGAUCGAUAAUGUCUAAAGCUGCACUGAAGUCUAACAAAACAGCUCCCACAAUCUUUUUUAUCAAUUUCUCUCAGUGUAAGUGCUGAGCUUGUAGAAUGCCCUUCUCUUUAAGCAUGCUGAAAGUCUGUCAAUUUGUUUACAGUAAAAUAGCAUUGUAUCUGGUCAAACACAAUUUUUUUCAAAAGUUUACUAAGGGUUGAUAACAGGCUGAUUGGUCGGCUAUUUGAGCCAGUAAAGGGGGCUUUACUAUUCUUGGGUACCGUAAUUACUUUUGCUUCUCUCCAGGCCUGAGGGCACACACUUUCUAGUAGGCUGAGAUCAGGCCUGGGCAAUUAUUUUCCAUGGAGGGCCACAUUAGAAUAUAUUUUUGCCAUCGUGGGCCAGAAUCAUAUUACAGGAUUAUACAUCAUGUGUAUGACUGUGUUGACAGAUAUUUCUACUGUAAAUCAUGUCCAGAUAUGCUACUUUUUUUACUUUUUUAAUAUGCACAGAAAUUAACCACAUCCAUUACUCCAGGAGGAGUAAUUUUCCCUUGAAGGCUUUGACAAGGCUGUACAUCUGAUGUGCAAAAAGGCCCUUCUCUUGUAGUUUGGAAUUCAGUUCAUUCAUGAGGGCCAUGAUGUCCACGGUGAAGGCAAAAUCAGCCAACCAUUCUUUAUCUUGCAGUUGAGGGAAAUCCACAUAUUUUCCAUUCAUUUGCAAAAACUCAGCAAUCUCCGACUUCAGGUCCCACACCCUUUUAAGCGCCUUCCCCAAACUCAGCCAUCUCACGUUUGUGUGGUAGGGGAGAGCUGCAUGACCCGACUCUGUCUCUUCCAACAGUGAGACAAACUGCCUGUGGUUUAAAGAUUUUGCUCUUAUGAAGUUUACCGCUUUAGUGACUGUAUCCACAACAUGGCUCAUUUUCAGAACACAGUUACAAAGCACCUCCUAAUGAAUAAUGCAAUACAGGAAAAUUAUUUUCUGAUCUGGGUUCAGCUCAGCUACUUGAUCUUGUAUCCUUUUCAAAAGGCCAAAGUUUUUUCCUGUCAAGGUUGGGAACACAUCAGUGGUCACACUGGAUAACUUUUCAAAACCCAGUCCCAGCUUUGCUACACACUUAUUAACCUCCUCCAAUAAAUAUUUCCCUGUGUUUGUGCUCUUCAUUGACUGCACUGAAGCAAGCUCCUCUGUAAUUUCAAAGUCUGGAGUUAUGCCUCGUAAGAAUAUCAACAACUGCGCGUGUCCCGUGCAUCACUGCUCUCAUCCAGGGCCAAGGAGAAAUGGGUGAAAUCCUUUACCCUGUCUUUCAACUGUUGUUCCAUAUUUACAUUUAAGUCAUUUAGCAGACACUCUUAUCCAGAACGACUUACAAAUUGGUGCAUUCAACUUAGGAUAGCCAGUGGGACAACCACCACUGGGGGAGGGGGGGUGUGUAGAAGGAUUACUGUUAGAUUAUUCCAGGUAUUCCUUAAAGAGUUAGGGUUUCAAGUGUCUCCGGAAGGUGGUCAGUGACUCCGCUGUCCUGGCGUCGUGGGGGAGCUUGUUCCACCAUUGGGGUGCCAGAGCAGCGAAUAGCUUUGACUGGGCUGAGCGGGAACUGUGCUUCCGUAGAGGUGUCACUGUUCGUCUUGACAGGGAAACGUUUUCAAACAGCUCUUUCUUGUCGGGGCAAAGUAUUGCUGCAGAGUCCUCAGCGAAUGGCUUGCUAUGUUUAGCAAUGGGACAGUACAUAGCUAGCUCUCGCAAUUCCGUCGUUUGCUGAAUGUAGUUUUGUGAAAAGUCCUUGCUGCUUUUGCAACUGAGAAAGCAACUCUUUCGAUGCACUUGCCCUCUGCUCAGAAGACACAUUCCUAUAUUUCUCUGCAUGCUUCGUCUGGAAGUGUCGGGACAAGUCGUAGUCUUUCAAGACAGCAAUGCUCUCUAAGCAGACAGCUUUCCCUGAUACCUCAAUAAAUAUAUAUUUCGAUGUCCACUCUUGCUGGAACAUCCUACAUUCAUUGUCUACUUUCCUUUUCUUUGAAAAACUCAUUUUUGCGCAAUUUCUAGCUAGCUACUAUUUGUAACUGACGUAUGUGUCAGCCUGUCAGUCACUGUCUGUCCUCGUGCAGUUGUUAUUUAUGCGUGCCUUCAAAAUAAAUGUCCCGCAAGCGGUGGGAGUUAAAUCAUUACACAAAGGCGAGCAUUCAUUGGGCUUUUAAUUUGAAUAGCAAAUACGUUUUUCAAAACUUUACUAUUGCAAAUUCUUUAUGUGAUCUGAGCAUGAUUCCGUGGGCCGUAUUGAAUCAGGUCGUGGGCCGCACACGGCCCCCAGGCCGGCCUUUGCCCAGGCCUGGUUUAGAUUGAAGAUAUGGCAAAUAGGAGUGGCAAUAUCGUCCGCUAUUAUCCUCAGUAAUUUUCCAUCCAAGUUGUCAGACCCCUGUGGCUUGUCAUUGUUGAUAGACAACAAUAAUUGUUUCGCUUCUUCCACACACUUUACGGAAUUCAAAAUUACAAUGCUAGUCUUUCAUAAUUUGAUCAGUUAUACUUGGAUGUGUAGUGUCAGCAUUUGCUGCUGGCGUAUCAUGCCUAAAUUUGCUGAUCUUGCCAAUGAAACAAAUCCUUAAAGUAAUUGGUAAUAUUAGUGGGUUUUGUGAUGAAUGAGCCAUCUGAUUCAAUGAAAGACUGCAGCGUCUGGUUGCUCUUCAUUACACACCACAGACCAACAAGUAUUAUUUACAUCAACAACAUAGGAAUCACUACAAAACUUAUUGUAUGACCUCUUUUACACUAUAUUAGGCCCAGCCUUUGGAACUUUGGUUUUCGUAGAUAUGGCUACUAUGUUGUGAUCACUACAUCCGAUGGAUUUGGAUAUUGCUUUAAAGCAGAUUUCUGCAGCAUUAGUAAAAAUGUGAUCAAUACAUGUUGAUGAUUUACAUCCUGUGCUGUUUGUAACUACCCUGGUAGGUUGACUGAUAACCUGAGCAAGGUUGCAGGCACUAGUUACAGUUUGAAGCUUUCUCUUGAGUGGGCAGUGUGAUCAAAGCCAGUCAAUAUUUAAAUCACCCAGAAAGAAAAAAAUAUAUAUACAGUGGGGAGAACAAGUAUUUGAUACACUGCCGAUUUUGCAGGUUUUCCUACUUACAAAGCAUGUAGAGGUCUGUAAUUUUUAUCAUAGGUACACUUCAACUGUGAGAGACGGAAUCUAAAACAAAAAUCCAGAAAAUCACAUUGUAUGAUUUUUAAGUAAUUAAUUUGCAUUUUAUUGCAUGACAUAAGUAUUUGAUACAUCAGAAAAGCAGAACUUAAUAUUUGGUACAUAAUCCUUUGUUUGCAAUUACAGAGAACAUACGUUUCCUGUAGGUCUUGACCAGGUUUGCACACACUACAGCAGGGAUUUUGGCCCACUCCUCCAUACACACCUUCUCCAGAUCCUUCAGGUUUUGGGGCUGUCGCUGGGCAAUACGGACUUUCAGCUCCCUCCAAAGAUUUUCUAUUGGGUUCAGGUCUGGAGACUGGCUAGGCCACUCCAGGACCUUGAGAUGCUUCUCACGGAGCCACUCCUUAGUUGCCCUGGCUGUGUGUUUCGGGUCGUUGUCAUGCUGGAAGAUCCAGCCACGACCCAUCUUCAAUGCUCUUACUGAGGGAAGGAGGUUGUUGGCCAAGAUCUCGCGAUACAUGGCCCCAUCCAUCCUCCCCUCAUUACGGUGCAGUCGUCCUGUCCCCUUUGCAGAAAAGCAUCCCCAAAAAAUUAUGUUUCCACGUCCAUGCUUCACGGUUGGGAUGGUGUUCUUGGGGUUGUACUCAUCCUUCUUCUUCCUCCAAACACGGCGAGUGGAGUUUAGACCAAAUAGCUCUAUUCUUGUCUCAUCAGAUCACAUGACCUUCUCCCAUUCCUCCUCUGGAUCAUCCAGAUGGUCAUUGGCAAACUUCAGACGGGGCUGGACAUGCGCUGGCUUGAGCAGGGGGACCUUGCGUGCGCUGCAGGAUUUUAAUCCAUGACGGCGUAGUGUGUUACUAAUGGUUUUCUUUGAGACUGUGGUCCCAGCUCUCUUCAGGUCAUUGACCAGGUCCUGCCGUGUAGUUCUGGGCUGAUCCCUCACCUUCCACAUGAUCAUUGAUGCCCCACGAGGUGAGAUCUUGCAUGGAGUCCCAGACCGAGGGGGAUUGACCGUCAUCUUGAACUUCUUCCAUUUUCUAAUAAUUGCGCCAACAGUUGUUGCCUUCUCACCAAGCUGCUUGCCUAUUGUCCUGUAGCCCAUCCCAGCCUUGUGCAGGUCUACAAUUUUAUCCCUGAUGUCCUUACACAGCUCUCUGGUCUUGGCCAUUGUGGAGAGGUUGGAGUCUGUUUGAUUGAGUGUGUGGACAGGUCUUUUAUACAGGUAAUGAGUUCAAACAGGUGCAGUUAAUACAGGUAAUGAGUGGAGAACAGGAGGGCUUCUUAAAGAAAAACUAACAGGUCUGUGAGAGCCGGAAUUCUUACUGGUUGGUAGGUGAUCAAAUACUUAUGUCAUGCAAUAAAAUGCAAAUUAAUUACUUAAAAAUCAUACAAUGUGAUUUUCUGGAUUUUUGUUUUAGAUUCCGUCUCUCACAGUUGAAGUGUACCUAUGAUAAAAAAUUAUAGACCUCUACUUGCUUUGUAAGUAGGAAAACCUGCAAAAUCGGCAGUGUAUCAAAUACUUGUUCUCCCCACUGUAUAUAUAUAUAUUUUUUAGUCAUUUAGCAGACGCUCUUAUCCAGAGCGACUUACAGUUAGUGAGUGCAUACAUUAUUUUUCAUACUGGCCCCCCAUGGGAAUUGAACCCACAACCCUGGCGUUGCAAACGCCAUGCUCUACCAACUGAGCUACAUCCCUGCCGGCCAUUCCCCACCCUACCCUGGAAGACGCUGGGCCAAUUGUGCGCGACCCAUGGGUCUGGAUUCGAACCAGGAUCUCUAGUGUCCUCGUGCACAGCUAGCACUGCGAUGCAGUGCCUUAGACCACUGCGCCACUCGGGAGUACAUCUCUGUUGAUAUCACAUACGUUAUCAAGCAUUUCACACAUAUCCAGAUACUGACUGUUGGUGGUCUAUAGCAGCUUCCCACCAGAAUGGGCUUUAGGUGAGGCAGAUGAACCUGUAGCCAUAUUACUUCAACAGUAUUUAACAUGAGAUUCUCUCUAAGCUUUACAGGAAUGUGGUUCUGAAUAUAAACAGCAACACCUCCACCUUUGGCAUUUCUGUAUUUUCUGUAGAUGUUAUAACCAUGUGUUGCGACCACUAUAUCAUCAAAGGUAUUAUCUAAGUGAGUUUCAGAGAUUGUCAGAAUAUGAAUGUCAUCUGUUACUAGCAAAAAAAUGAUUUAAUGAACCUUAUUUCUUAAGCUACAUAUGUUAACGUGGGCUAUUUUUAGCACUUUUCUGAGAUGCUUGAUUGUUUUCAUUGCUUUACUGGAAAGCUUAGCAGAAGUAGACAUGCUCAUGUUAUUUAUGUUAGUGCAGGGUGAGCUGCACACAGUGGACUUCUUACUAGGGCACACUGCCUCAGUGCUAACAGUAUAACUCUUGUUCAUAGGCACAUGAUUACUGCAUACAAUAGCUGUAGGAUCCACUUUAGAUUGUAUUGUAGAUUGGAAACAACGUUUUGCUGCACUUGCUCUUAUCUCAUCGCUCUCUUUUCUCCUUUCUUUCCUUUCUCCUCUCUCUUUCACUCGCUCUCACUCUCCUCUAUCGAUCUGUCCGUCUUAUUCCUUCCUCUUCCUCCAUGCCCUGCCCACGACCAUCAGUGCCGCCAAGAACAAGCCAAUCAUAGCAGAGCCGGAGAUCCAGGCCAGCCAAUCGUUAGAGGGCGUGACGGGCUUCCUGUUGCUGAUGUCAGAGGGGCUCAUCAAAGCCCUGGAGUCCGCCCACGGACCAGAACAAGCCAAUCAGGUGGGUGCAUUCACUUAUAUAAUGAACCACUUAACCAAUACAUUCACAACAAGCUUCUUUGAUAAAGACCUCGGUCCAAGGAGGACAGUGCUAGUCUUUCCAAUCGUCAUAGUUCACCACCACCUCUUACUCUCCCUCUUCCCAACUCCAACAUCAUCCACCCCUGUCUACCUCUCCUCCUUUGCCUCCCUCCCUCCAACCGUCUCUCUCCCCCCUGAUUUCAGUUGAUAUCCCCAUGACAUUAAACAUUGCAACAUUUUCCCCUCUCUCCUCCCCCUCUUCUAGGAGAUGGUAGCUAUGGUAGCAGCAGAACUAGCCCAACAGGGAACCCUGGAGGCCGUGGCCCAGUCGGUGGUGGAGCGGGUCAAGCGGCUGCACCACGAUGUCUACGCCAGCGGACGCCAGAGGGCGUCCAACUGCUCCCGCCACGAAGACAUGACUCUGCUGAUACGCACACUCAACUACACGCUGGCCGACGGCGCGCUCACACCCACACAGGGUAGGUGGAGGAGGCACACACAUACAGAGAGAAGAAACCCUCUCAUCUUCAACAUGAUCAACUAUAUCAGGCCAAAUUGUAUUGAUUUCACCUUUAUUGAUUUCACCUUUAUUUAUUUAACAUUUAUUUAUUUGACCUUUAUUUAACCAGGUUAGUCAAUUAAGAACAAAUUCUUAUUUACAAAGACGGCCUGGCAAGAGGCAAAAGGCCUCCUGUGGGGACGGGGGCUGGGAUAAAAACUAAAAACAAUGUAAGUCUAAACAGACAACACAGACAGAAGACACUGGCAACAGCACAAAUAUAACUGCAAACAAACUGUGUGUGAAGGCAUGUUUGUUUGUAGCUCAGCUGGUAGAGCACGGCGCUUGGAACGCCAAGGUAGUGGGUUCGAUCCCCGGGACCACCCAUACACAAAAAAAAUGUUAUGCACGUAUGACUGUAAGUCGCUUUGGAUAAAAGCGUCUGCUAAAUGGCAUAGUAUUAUUAUUUAUUAUAAAACAACAGGCUUCCUUACAUAAGUAAAUGCAAACUAGUGACAUGGGGUUACAACUAGAAACAGCUACAACCUGUUCAUCUAUUUGUCCUUUGAACUCCUCCAGGGACACCAGGUCCUGGAGUUUUAGGUUGGCUUGGAGGGAAUUCCAAGAUCAGGGGGCUGAGUAAUGUAAGGACCUUUUUCCAUGCUUGGUUCUAAUUUUCGGGACUGUUAGCAUAAAACAAGAUUGAGAUCUGAGCUUGUAUGUUUUCUCAUUUCGUGCUAGAAUAGAGGAUAGAUAAAAUGGCAGUUUUCCUUAAAUGGCCUUCUGAAUAAGAAUGUAACAGUGUUUGAGCCUGCGAGUUGCUACUGAUGUCCACCUGACAGCACUGUAGAGAUCACAAUGGUGAGUUAGACGUCUGAUACAGAGUCAAGAGCCUUCAGUAGAGCUUGAGCCUUGCAGAUGAGGGUCUAACUGAGUUAUACCUCAGUUCAUAUUCUUUAUAAUUAUUCUCAUACAUUCAAACAGUCUCAAGAUGCAUUUCUGGUCGUCUGCAGGUAGACCUCAAUACCAAAUGAACAGGAAAGCUUGAAUUCUUCAUCUAAUUCCAGCUAAUUGAAUUAACCAUUUUACUUGUGUUUUACUAUGUUUCUAGGUGGUCGUAUCUACCCAGUGUCGGUGCCCUACUCCAACUGCCCCAGCUUCACUAUAUUACUACUAUAAUACUAGAUUAACUCUGUCUCUCUGCUGUCUCUCCCCUCUGUCCACUAGGUGGUCGUAUCUACCCAGUGUCGGUGCCCUACUCCAACUGCCCCAGCAGCACCAGUAAGACCAGCGUCACCCUCUCCCUGGUCAUGCCUUCUCAGGGGGGUACCCUCACCAACGGGACCAACACAGCCUCCACUCUGGAGGAGGGCACACCCACACACACGCCUGGGUAAUAACACCCACACACACACCUGGGUAAUAACACCCACACACACACCUGGGUAAUAUAUAUAAUAUAUGCCGUGUAGCAGAUUUAUCCAUAGCAACUCACCCAAAGCGCACACACACACCAAGCUAAUAACACAUACACACACACACACCGAGCUAAUAACACAUACACACACACACACACCCCAACGGGACUAACACAGCUUUUUCCCUGGAGGAGGGCACAGAUAGCAUACACAUGCAGGCUUGCUCUCACACACGCAUGCUAGUGCUGGGUGUUAUGGUCAACACAUCAUAUCACAAUAUUUGUGUCAUUUUUGAAGGUGUUUAUGUUUCUGAAUAUAAAAGUUGUAAAUAUGUUUUAUGAGUAGUGCAUGACCCUUGCACGGCAACAAAUGAAAUGAAAUUGAUUUUAAUGGUAUAUAGUAAAAAACGGUAUUGUAAAAAUCCAUACCGGUAUGUGGAUCCAUACCAUUAUACUGGUAUUCACGAUAUAUCGCCCAGCCAGAAUGCAUACACACAUGCGCGGUGUGCACCGAGCUUAACCCACAUUUCCACCCUGGCUUGAUUUGGACGACUUUUGCAGGGAUGGAUGAUCUUGUGUUCUUGGCCAUACUCCAACAAGUGUAGACGAUGGUUUCAAAGCCAGUUGCAUGGUUUUAGUUUUAAGUUCAUUUUACAUUUUCAUUUGGGGUUUUUAGGGUCAUUUCAGAUCAACCGUAGUCUGUAGUUGUUGGACUGAGCAAAGACCAACACGUUCUUCCAUAGUUACUUUAUUUCCUUUGAUUUUGACGUUAUGUUGUGGUUAGAGACGUGUGCAUGCCCCUGUUCUGAAUCGUUGAUUGCUUCAUUCCUCCUACCAUUCUUUUCUCUCCUUCCUUCUUUCUUUUCCUUCUCUGAAUCUCCUCCUAAUACUCCCUCGCUUUCCCAUCCUCCAUCUAUUAUUUCCCCUGUUUCUUCUACUCACCUUUCCCUCCCUCCAUCUCUUUCUCUUCACCUCCUUUGUCACCUGUAGCACUCUCCCUCUACCCAGCGUCGUCCGCCGUUCCUCCCUUGACAUCCUCCAGUCUAUAAAUGAGCUCUGUCUCUCCCCUCUUCCCUCUCUUCCCCCUCUCCCCCCUCGCCCUCUCGCCCCCCUCCCGCCCCCUAUCCCACCCCGCAGCCAGAGUCCCACCACCACGCUCCAGUCCUCCAUCAAUACCCAGACUACCCAGAGCUCCAGCUCUUCUUCAGGAGACGGAGGCAGCCUCUUCAGGUAGGUAGCUCGGUGGGGUUAGAGAAGGGGACCGGUAACCGAAAGGUUGCCGGUUCAAGUCCCGGGCGGGAUGGUAUCUAUUCUGUUUCUAGGAAGAUUAUAUUCACUAACAUAUCCAUUGUAUUGUACUCUCUCCAGACAGCGUGGCAGCCAGGCUGUCCAGCCAGACGAGACAGGACGGGUCCCACCCUAUGUUGACUUCACUCAGUUCUACCGGCUGUGGGGCUCGGACCUGGGGACACAGGGGUCCUCGGCCGGGCUGGGGCCUCAGUGAUGGAGGCGGAUGGGAGGAAUGGAUUUUUGUGGGGACAAGGUUUGGUGUUAAUAGAGUGAUAACUGCUCUUUUGAGGGAGGGAGUUAUAGGAAUGUAUUGGAGGGGAUGUGUGAUGGAUUUUGGCGGUGCAACUGAUAUGGCAUCCUUGGGUAGAAAAGUAUAUAUAUUUUUUUU
This is a messenger RNA of Coregonus sp. 'balchen', 18111 nucleotides long. The record is from the annotation of a GenBank genome assembly. Lineage: Eukaryota; Metazoa; Chordata; Actinopteri; Salmoniformes; Salmonidae.